Molecule: messenger RNA, 543 nt
Organism: Effrenium voratum
Lineage: Eukaryota; Dinophyceae; Suessiales; Symbiodiniaceae
Source: the annotation of a GenBank genome assembly
AUGAAGCGCCGCCGGAUCACAGACCAAGUGCCAGUGCUCAAGUGCGUGCCAGAGGACGUGUCGACGAGUCUGGUGCCGUGCCGUGCGACCUCUUCCAAAAACUUGGUGAGCACCAACCCCUGCGUGCAGCUGCUGCUCUCCGGAGCGGCGGGCCUGAGGCAACUGACCAUCGACUCUCAGGGCAUCGUCUUCGAGGUCUACGACCACGGAUUUAUGCUGACAGAACUUCCUCGCGGAUGGCAGCCGAUUGUGAACUCGUCUGGACGGCUGGCACGGGUGGCCAAGGUGGCGCUCGACCCCAAUGGCACUGCGUACUUCCUGUCCGACACGGGGGAGUUGCUGAUGAUGGUGUCGGCGGUGCGGUACCUUGAGAGACCCGGCUGCCAGGAGGAGUUGAAGCUCGAGUUUGUGGAUAAGAAGCACAUCCCGUUCCACGCGCGGGCAGACCUCGACGAGCACUUCAGUCCCUCCACCUUUGCUCCUUCUCCCAGCGUACAGGACUCCGACGAUGAGGACGACGCGAUGGAGUGGGAGGAUCUGUGA